Molecule: messenger RNA, 963 nt
Organism: Coniophora puteana RWD-64-598 SS2
Lineage: Eukaryota; Fungi; Basidiomycota; Agaricomycetes; Boletales; Coniophoraceae
Exons: 6
Coding region: 1-963 (320 amino acids)
Source: RefSeq, a predicted model, not a curated record
AUGGCACCUCGUCACAAGAACGACGAGGCGAUGAACACGAGUGAUGGCCCCCGCCGUGGCCGUGGCCGCGGGCGCGGCGCCAGACAGCGCUCAGGACGUCGGGGGCGUGGCAGGGCGGCUGCCCCCAUCUAUGAUGUGACUCCGCCCGCCGAGCCCGUUGCAGCGGCGGGUGGCCCCGAAGAGUCCCUCGGCGACAGUAGCUCUAGCGACGAGGAGGACUCUUUUUCGCCCUCUGCGUUUGAAGAGUACGUGCCCCAAGUCGACAGCGAUCCUACCGAUCCCGAAGCCCAAGCCAACAUCUUCAGCACUGAAGAACUAGAAGCAUACGCCGCCGCUUCAAUGGAUCAAACAAGUGAUGACAGUUUUGCGCCUGACAUCCAGGAGGUAGCAGCACCCGGCGAUGCCACACCAUCGUUUUCAGACCUCGACCGUACCACCCAAAGCGGCGCCGGUGAGCGCCACGUCUCACUCGACAUUCGAUCCACACCAAGUGCCGGGCAAAUCGAGGAGGAGCGGCGCAUCCAUGACUUUGUGGAAGGGGCGUCUCGUAUCAUCCCAGCUGAUGGUGCGCCGAAUGUGUUCGCGCCUAUGGGCAACGCCAAUGCACCGCCGACUGGUUUGACAGCGAGGGAGUGGCGGCGCACGGCGUUCACCCGCUUGUUGGAGCUGCCGGAUAGUGAUGGGCUGACCAGGCUGAUGGACUACUUCUUGCACGCCCUCGUCCAGAAUGGUCGGUCUAGAAACCCCGAUGCCCCGCCGGCUUCUGCAAAUGCCAUCCUUGAAGACGUCAUUGGCAACUAUCAGGGAUCCACUGACGCCAUCACUGCGACAUUGAGUAGCUUCCUCCAGCCUGCUGACAGGCUCGGCAAUUACGAUGCGGUGCGGGACACAACGUUGGAGCAGUGGAGGAUUGCAAUCGCGUACUAUCGUAUUCUACUAGCCCUUCGGGCUACAACAAUCUAA